GUUGAGAUAUAAUGCAGAGCGGCUUGCCUGCUCUGCCAUUGUCCAGGAAUACCAUGUAAUGAUUCAAGAAGGCCUUGAAUAUUCCUAUGUCACAAAUGGGAUCACCCGGGUUCUACUUCGUGUUCCUCAUGACAAGCCAAGCACGCUUUAUUACUUUCUCUGUGAUCCGGAUAGCGACAUGGAUUCAGAUGGUGAUUAUAUCACUAAUCUAUCGAAAACUUCUGUUGCAAGAGUGCUCUGUCUCUGUUUAAUGGCAUUCCACUCAUCUAUCCGUGGACAAGAGUGGAGAAACCAUGUGAACCCAGAUCUCCAUAUUUGGAGGACAAGCUUUGACCACACACGCUCGCAGAUCCCCAGAAAGGAAUUACAGCAGAUUCCCCACUCUGAUAGCACAAACCCUGAUUUCCCGAGUCCAGAUUCUGGUUCGUCCUAUGGACUACCGUCAUCAUCCCCGCUGCCGUCUCCCUCGGAGGGCCGUCGAGUACCUACACGAUCUCAAACCAGCUGUGCACCUUCAACAGAGAUCCGACGGCGCUCGCAGUCACCUAACUCGUCUGGGUCUGACACAAAUCAAACGGCAGGCCAUAAGCGAAGGAUCAGUCAAGUCACGUCCUCACCGUCCACUCGACAAUCAGGUCGUCUCCAGCAAGAGUCUGGGUACGACCGAGAUGAUCAUUCCCGACGCCGCGCUGCACAAUUUUGCACACAGCGAUGCCUACUUGGCCUGCAAACCGGAAACUCCCUGGAUGAGUCUUGUCCAAAUGUGAACCAUCAUCGCAGUGGCCAGAACGACCCGAGUCGGCAUCCUUUCUCGGCUGAAGAUUUAAUUAUCUCACUUAAAAGCCAAGUGGACGAAAACAUUGAUCGUUGCAUUCCUGUUGGCGUUUGUGGCUCCUACGGUGCCCCGUUCAAACUAACUUGCACGACGUAUGGCUACACGGUUAUUGGCAAAGGCACCACUUCGGGGCUGUGGAAAGCAGUCUCCCGCGAAGCACAGGCAUAUCAGCUCCUGCGCAAGGUUCAAGGAUCUGCUGUGCCUGUCUUUUUAGGAACGAUUGACUUGGCCAAAAUAUACUUUCUACAUGGCGCCGGACAGAUCCGCCAUAUGCUGGUUAUGGGCUGGGGUGGUGAGUCCACGGCCAGGAUGGAGCUCACGCCACACCUUCGCCGAGAGAUCCAUAGGUCGAACAAAGAAGUCAAAGCCCUGGGCAUAGUCCAUGAAGACCUCAAACCAGACAAUGUCCUUUGGUGUGAAGAGCUCGGGCGUGCUUUGAUCAUCGACUUUCACCGUUCUACUCUGAGACGCCGACCGGCUAAGCAGCGGCAGAGGUCGACAAAACGACGACUAUUCGUGGCGGAAACAGGAGAUGCAAAACAUCUUCGGGUUUCGUGAUAUAGAAAAUGUGGCAAAG
This is a messenger RNA of Aspergillus candidus, 1412 nucleotides long. RefSeq lists its product as uncharacterized. The transcript has a single exon. The record is from RefSeq and is a predicted model, not a curated record. NCBI's taxonomy places the organism in Eukaryota, Fungi, Ascomycota, Eurotiomycetes, Eurotiales, Aspergillaceae. Bases 59 to 1393 code for a protein of 444 amino acids.